AUGGUGACUGUUAGGACUGUUGUUUCUAUUGCUGCUCAAUCUCAUUGGCCUUUGUUUCAGAUGGAUGUCUACAAUGCUUUUCUUCAGGGUGAUCUUUUGGAGGAAGUUUAUAUGACUUUGCCACCAGGUCUUGGUAGCCAGGGGGAGCAUAAGAGUAAACUGGAUUAUUCUUUAUUUACCAAAAGGAACCAAAAAGGAAUUGUUAUAAUACUUGUUUAUGUUGAUGACUUGUUGAUCACUGGUAAUGACAAAGGACUUAUUCAGGAGGCCAAGAAAAUCUUAAAUCACAUUUUCAAAAUAAAGGACUUAGGUGAACUAAGGUAUUUUCUUGGGAUAGAAUUUGCAAGGUCUGCCAAAGGGAUCCUAAUGAAUCAAAGGAGAUAUGCAUUGGAGUUAAUAUCAGAAUGUGGUUUAGGGGGAGGAAAGCCUACCACAACACCAUUGGAACAAAAUCAAAAACUGACCAGCCUAGAAUAUGACAAAGUAUUUGAACCUCCAAGUGAUGAUGCAAAACUAGAAGAUAGAAGAGUGUAUCAAAGACUCAUAGGGAGGCUGUUAUAUUUAGCAAUGACUAGACCAGAUAUAUCUUAUGCAGUACAACACCUAAGCCAAUUCAUGCAUGCACCAAAAAAGUCACACUAUGAAGCAGCCUUACAUGUAAUCAGGUAUAUCAAGCAACAACCUGCACUUGGUCUCCUAAUGAGCAGCAGAAAUUCAGGGAAGGUCACUGCAUAUUGUGAUGCAGAUUGGGCAUCUUGCUUAUUAUCCAGGAAGUCAGUCACUGGUUUUGGAAUAAAGUAUGGAGAUUCCCUGAUCUCUUGGAAGUCAAAGAAGCAACACACGGUAUCAAGAAGCUCAGCAGAAGCAGAGUAUAGGAGCAUGGCUACCACAGUGGCAAAAUUAGUGUGGUUGUAG
Molecule: messenger RNA, 915 nt
Organism: Solanum verrucosum
Lineage: Eukaryota; Viridiplantae; Streptophyta; Magnoliopsida; Solanales; Solanaceae
Exons: 2
Coding region: 1-915 (304 amino acids)
Source: RefSeq, a predicted model, not a curated record